AUGAAAGGACGGUUCACUGUAAAUCCAUUUAACGAGUUACGCCUAACGUCUUCAGAUGUCGCUGACCUCGAAGCCCUCUUUGCCUCCAUUGUGGACGCAAGCAUCUCGCGCUACGAGGAAUUUCUUUUUCAAGACCAUUGUCGUAUUGACACAAAUCACUGGAAACUUGUUAAAAGCCGCGAAAACGCCAAAGUGUAUUCGGAGCGCAAUUUCGAUUCAGCGCGACCUGCUCCUCGUGUUCCAGGCACACCUGUAGACCUACCUUCGCUACUUUGCUACGGUACUACAAUUGGUGAUUUAGAAGAUAUGAUGUUUGGAGUAGUCAAUCCAACGCUGGAGAGCAUGAGAAUUAAAGCUUCAUAUGUCGAUGAUAUAAGCGGUGCAGCAGUCUUAUCUACAAUCACAGAACCUUCGAUGGAAGAACCUUUCAAAUCUUUAGCUGUCAAAUGGAUGGAGCUUGAUCUUCCUUUCCAAUCGAUUGGUUUGGUGUACAAUCGUGAUUAUGUGUACAUUGAAGGAACCAACAUUGUGCACUUAUCGAACGGCGAAAAAAUUGGAUAUCACAUAAUACACUCAGUCAACUUUCCUGAGACCCACGAGCUACCUGGGCGCGUCCGAGCGAAUACGUCCAUUUGUAGCAUAUUCCGCCAAGUGAGACCCAAUGCCUGCGAAAUUUAUGUCACUGGCCUCAUGGACCCAAGUGGUGAUAUAAUUCGUAAGCUCAUUGUGCCUAACAUGGCGACGUCUUUUUUAUCAACGCUCAAGUAUGCUCAUUGUGGUCAGAUGAAAAAACUUGCUUGGAUGCUUGAAAAGCGAUACACAGAAGCUAAAGAGCUGGGCACGCCCAAUCGAGAACUUGUCUGUGUGACCUGCGUAUGCCCGAUAACAAGUCGUAAACUCGGCGACUUCGGUAAAAGUGACAGCACGUGUAAACUUUGUUUUGGUUACGUGUGUCAUAACUGCAAGAUCUCUAAAAAGCUUAGCUUUGUGACUCCGGAUUUGCUCUUAGCCCGAAGAAAGGUCACUUUUUGCGCUGUAUGCGUAAAUGAAGCGACAAGAACACCCGCUGCUGAGGCGGCACGAGCUCAUAUUGCCUCCAUCAGUGGAAGAGAGGUUACAAAUGCUCUCUACCCGUCAACUACAUCAACUGCCAGCUCACUAUCUGAACAUUCUAGAAAUACUUGUAGUGAGUAA
This is a messenger RNA of Plasmopara halstedii, 1194 nucleotides long. Its product is annotated as START-like domain. The record is from RefSeq and is a predicted model, not a curated record. Bases 1 to 1194 code for a protein of 397 amino acids. Lineage: Eukaryota; Oomycota; Peronosporomycetes; Peronosporales; Peronosporaceae. The transcript has a single exon.